GUCAUCACGUCAUGUUGCAGGAGCACGCACCGAGGGGGAGAUACCAGGCAGCAAAAGCAGCAGCAGGGGCGAAGGCGACUGGAGGAUGCUGAUGUUUCAGCAUGCGGUGACUGAGACCGAGGCCUGAAGGCGCAGUUGUUCCGGUGGCAUCCAGCUUAGAUGAAGGAUGAAGAGCCCGGUGCACAGAUGCAGGGAUGUGGAGCACGGCCGUGGGCAGGCCGGAGCCGGGGCAGGGGCAGGAACCAACUGCCUGCAGGCCGAGCAUCGCAUCCCUAUCUCCAAAGAUGUCAUCACGUCCUCUUCCGCCUCGGCCAUGUGGUUCAUCAGGGACGUCUGCGGGAUUGUGUGUGCUGUCAUCACCUGGCUGCUGGUGUUGUACGCCGAGUUCGUGGUGCUGUUUGUAAUGCUGCUCCCCUCCAAGAAUCUGACGUACAGCAUUGUGAACGGGACUCUGUUCAACACUCUGGCCUUCCUUGCCCUCGCCUCACACCUCAGGGCCAUGUGCACUGACCCUGGUGCUGUGCCAAAAGGGAAUGCUACUAAGGAAUACAUAGAAAGCCUUCAGCUGAAACCAGGACAGGUGGUCUACAAAUGUCCCAAGUGCUGCAGCAUCAAGCCUGACCGAGCACACCACUGCAGUGUUUGCAAGCGCUGCAUACGAAAGAUGGACCACCACUGUCCCUGGGUCAACAACUGUGUUGGGGAGAACAACCAAAAGUACUUUGUGCUUUUCACAAUGUACAUUGCACUCAUCUCUCUCCACGCUCUGCUCAUGGUGGUCUUCCACUUUCUGUACUGCUUUGAAGAUGACUGGACAAAGUGCAGUUCCUUCUCUCCUCCAGCAACAGUCAUCCUCCUCAUACUCCUGUGCUUUGAGGGCCUCCUCUUCCUCAUCUUCACCUCUGUGAUGUUCGGCACCCAAGUCCACUCCAUCUGUACCGACGAGACUGGCAUAGAGCAGUUGAAAAAGGAAGAGAGAAGAUGGGCUAAAAAAACUAAGUGGAUGAACAUGAGGGCGGUAUUCGGACACCCUUUCUCCUUAUUGUGGUUUAGCCCCUUCUCCACCCCCGACCACGGGAAGGCUGAGACCUACCAGUACGUGGUGUGAGGCUCAGCGCAGGGAGCCAGGUGGCCGGGUCAGAACCAAAGUGGGAAGGCCGGCCCAGCGCCAUUGAACUCAGCUAUGGCAGCCCGUUUGCUCCCGCUGCUCAACGCCACUUACACUGUAUAUCCCACACUAGCCAUGGACAGCUUUUCAUGUGCUUUUUCGUUGCCAACUAAGUGCGCUAUCCGUUUAUUUUUGUGUUGCCUUGAGUGAGUCGAGUUGCAGAGAAAAAGAAACACUUUGAUUUAGUGAUUCCUGUUUGCAAACACUGUGAUGAAUCCGUUGGUUUUUCUUUCUGAUCUCCUUCUCUUUCUGUGUUAUCUUUUCUCUUGCUCUGUGUUUCCUCUUGCUUGUCCUUGAAGGGUCAGUUCAACUAAAUUCCAAAAAAACAUGUUGUCCCACUUUCCUGGUGGUUUCUGGCCUUGCAGAUUGUUAGCACUAUAGUUGUCAACUAAUAUGCAAAAAUAGGAAGUGAUGUAUUGGGUAAGUGACAGUAGUUAUUUAAAUGCUUGUAAUACAGGCCUGACUGGGGCUUGUGAUAUUAAAAUCAGCUCAUCUCCCCCACAGAAAGACAUCCAGUCAUUGUCUUAAGUUUAAAAAGUAGUUACAAGGAAACACUUUAGCUGUGGAUCUUUUCUGAAUAACUAGCAAAUUGGUUUCAAACUUUCAGCUUGCUGCUGAAUUCUGAAACCUCAAACAACAUCCCACCCUUAUUCUACUGGUAAUAGAAAGCCACUAGAUUGUAGUAAACAAUGUUGUUUUGUAAUUUAGGAGAACUGACGCUUUAAAUCUUCCUCCUGACAGACAGUAGUCGGUAAUGUGUUCCAGACAUGGACAAAGCAAACCUUUUAAAUGGGUCCCCAGUGGAAUGGAUAGAUGGAGCCACUGUACAAACACAUCCAUGCUCACGUUGACCCUUUUAAAUGGAGUUUGCCAUCAUUCUUGUGGAUGUUUACAGGCUUAAAUUAGUAUCAUAGCAAUUUAACAAAAUCUCCCAAAAAUCGACAAAAACAAAAAUAAACUGAAAGCACAAAAAAUGAGGUGAAAGGCAGACGUGACAGUACAAUUAUACCAGACUGCUACAUUUGAUUUCUUUCUCUUCUGCUGUCACUUUUCCACUUUCACAGAUUUUUUUUUUUUUAUUCAUGACACAAACUACAUGUGGCAAAUUGGUAUUUUCCCAUGAUUUGUGUGGUUACUACAAAAUGUGUGACACUUGUGAACUUAAAAACAUCCAAUCAACACAUUUCUUAAAUUAUAUAUAAAACGAGAUGCCUCAUGAAUUCAGCCACCUAAAGUCAUUCACUACUUAAAGCUAAAGGACAAAAUAUGAUACAAGUUUAGGAAUAUUCUCAUUCAAAAACAUCACUUUCAACAAAGGAAUCUUGUGUUAACACGUGUCAGGCUGAAAGUUUCUCUCCUGUGGCUGGACAAUACAGCGCUGCCUCCCCAUUGGACGGUUUCUUUUAGACACAAGGGUCAAUGGAAGUGUAACAAACAGUCUGGUUGCAACAGGUUGUCCUGACAAAGUACAAGUAACAGGAGCCUCAGCAGUGUACAGAUACAUGCUUUCAGAUUAAUAAUAUGUUAGCUUCAGUCAGCCUGAGAUGGAUUAACCCAACCUUCCUUAUAAUCAAAGACAAAUUAAAAAGACUCUUUAAAAAAAAUCAAACGUUUCAUUUUUGUAUAUCUAAAUAUGUAAGCUAAUUUUUUUCCUUCGGUUUAUUCUUGUUCUCUGUUACUUUAUUAUUUUUUUUGUUUGAUUCUUGGGAGAUUUUGUUCAUUUAUUAUGACACAAAUUUAGCCCUAUAGGUUUUUGGUCUAUUAUGGUUGUGAAAAUCUUUUCAAUUUGCCACAUUCUGCCUUCUUUCCUGCUAGUGAUGAUUCUGACUUGUAGUGUUAAAAAAUAGGGAUGCACUGAUGCUGCUUUCACUUUCCUGAUACCAGCAUCUGAUCAUCCACUCAGUGCUGAUUCCCACUCGUACACCUCUUAGACACAACACAUCCAGGAACUCUCUGGGGUCAUUUUCAUGUAAAAUAACAUGAGGAGGGGGAAGGCUGUGGCACCAGAAUCUGAGAUCAUAGCCUCCUCUGGCUAGUUGAUGGAUUAACACUGAAUGUCUAUAAUGGAUUUGACAUUAAAAUGACGGUAUUCACCCUGAUAUUGAUCAGUGCAUCCCUAAGAUUCAGUCCUAUUCAAAUGACUGUGUUGUAUUUGAGUCUGGAGUAGCCCUGCUAUACUACAACAUAAGAGACCAAAAAAGUCACACUGCAGUUUAAUCAUGUGUUCAAAGUGAUUCUAAUACCUACAUGUUGUCCAAGUGUGAAACAUCGUCCCUGAUUCCUCUCUGAUACAUGCUCGACACAAACACAGUCUCUGUCAGAAGGCAGAGAUGCAUUUUAUUUUUGGCCCAAGCAAGCCAGGAGGUCUCUGUUUGUUCCACCAAAUAGAAUCCGAUCCACAGUCAGAACGCCAGCUGUCUUUGGUUGUGGCAAGUUUUUUGCUGAAUCAUUCAAGGAAAAGAAAUGCUUUCAGUCGGUACCGAUGUUAACCUCAAUCUGUCUGUGCAGAAAAACAUGGUCGUCAGAAUGUUUUUGACAGACUGUCAGCAACCACAGUGUAACAUAUGUUCAUCCCCCCCCUCCCCUUUUUCUAUUGCUUUUUUUCUUUUUUUUGAAGAAAGGUUUAGCCUCCCACAGUCGUCUCCCACCAACGCUCCCCGUUAGCGUGUGCAUGAACACUUGCCAGUGAAUCCGCUCCUGUGCUCUCAGCCUGUGUGGUGUUCUCAUGUUGUGAGCGUGUGCCAAAUUCAAUCAAACCCCACAAUUACACGACUAUUUGGGAAAGCUUUGAAAUGAAAUUCUUCUUCAAAAAAACAUCCCUGGCUCGGCUUGAAAAUCAUCUUUGCUGUAGAAAACCUAUUAAAUCCUGUGUGGAGUUAAAGGGAAGCUCUGUGUAAAACAUGUCUGCAGCAGCUGGACUGUAUUUCUGCACUAUUCCGACUACUUCAAAGCAUUUAACAAAGUAUUAACUGUCACCAUUCACAUUUACACAAGUACUAAAAAGGCUAAAUUGCACUUUGUAUUUAUCAUUUAAGAUUUUCUUCUGUGUGAACUGCUCUGUUCCAAGACGUGCAUUUUAUUCUUCUAUUCUUUGUUUACAUGGUGUUGUAUGCAUCCUUUGUUAUUUCUGAAGGCGAGUUUAGUCGUGUGUGUGAAGCUCUGCUGAGAUGAUGGUGCCAAGUGUCUCUGGUGAGAGUGACGGUGGAGAUGAUUUGUUUUUUACAGAAAUUUGAAUUCUUUCUAAAUAUUCUGAAGAUCUUUCAGCACAUGAACAGAGAAUAAAUACUUCUCUGUUGCAAUGCAAAAA
Messenger RNA from Acanthochromis polyacanthus (spiny chromis), 4475 nucleotides. RefSeq names its product zinc finger DHHC-type palmitoyltransferase 3a (gene zdhhc3a). Gene Ontology annotation, molecular function: protein-cysteine S-palmitoyltransferase activity. The transcript has 7 exons. Gene Ontology annotation, biological process: protein targeting to membrane; peptidyl-L-cysteine S-palmitoylation. Bases 167 to 1108 code for a protein of 313 amino acids. The record is from RefSeq and is a predicted model, not a curated record. Gene Ontology annotation, cellular component: Golgi apparatus; endoplasmic reticulum. Lineage: Eukaryota; Metazoa; Chordata; Actinopteri; Pomacentridae.